This is a messenger RNA of Pisolithus orientalis, 363 nucleotides long. RefSeq lists its product as uncharacterized. Bases 1 to 363 code for a protein of 120 amino acids. The transcript has a single exon. NCBI's taxonomy places the organism in Eukaryota, Fungi, Basidiomycota, Agaricomycetes, Boletales, Pisolithaceae. The record is from RefSeq and is a predicted model, not a curated record.
AUGUCCUACGCUCAUGCGACCCUCAACCCCAUCCUUUCUUGCAACCAGGCGGGGGGACGUGGCGAAGUCCCCCUGAAGUGGGACGCUCGCUUUGCCCCGCAUCGUUGCGUAUUCGUCUCCGAUGCCGCUAUUUCUCCUUCCGAGCUGGCGCGGCCAGCCGUCUAUCCUCCAGUCAGGAGCCUUGACGUAGUAUCCGGACUAGUCUCUCCGACUUGGCCCAUUACCGUCACCAACCCUUCGGGGGUGACGGUAUGGGAUGUGCUUGCCACUAUUUACGCUACCUUGCAAGUACCCAUAUCCUAUCCCGAAUGGGACUCCCUUGUCGGCCAAGCAGCGCGCCCGCAUCCAACAGGUCUUUUAUGA